Rattus norvegicus (Norway rat) is the source of this 2070-nucleotide messenger RNA. The record is from RefSeq and is a predicted model, not a curated record. NCBI's taxonomy places the organism in Eukaryota, Metazoa, Chordata, Mammalia, Rodentia, Muridae.
AAACGUUUAUUAAGGUAAAAUUUGAGACGUUGAGGGGAAAACGUUCAGUAGUAUUGUAUUUGGAAAUUCUCAUGAGAGAAUGGAGCUUCAUUAACUCACCACUCAGCAUCCAUAGUCUAGGAAGUGUUAUUGGGCCAUCCAGGCCAUGGCCUCCAGAGAAGAGCAGUCUACAGGGUAGGCUGUCGGGCUUAGAGUUUUGUGUUUCUCUAUGAAGCAUGUGCACUUGAGCUUCUACAGCCAAAAAAUCUUGGAGAUCAAGUGUGAAGAAGUUGGAGUUGGCAGUGCAUAUCAGAGAGCCGAUGGCCUUCAUUUAGUAGAUUGCAACAGUUUUCUAGUUAAAAAUUCAUGCAAAGCCACUUCAGUCUCUUCAGUGGGCUCUGCCUUUCGGAGUCCCCACCAGUGGGAACCAGCUAGCUCCACUCCCAUCCUAUCUAUGCUACCCACCGAUCUUACACCUCUGUUGUGCCCCACAGUCAGCAGUAGGUAGUCUCCUUGGUUGCAGGGGCUGUGGCUUUAAGAGCUGUGGAACCUUCCUUUGUGAGGUGUUCCGUAACCGCUUUGUUCGUGGGAACGCCCCACCACUGUUUAACAUGUCAGCACUGAGCAAGAAGUGUCUGACCUGUGCUGCUCAACCUGAUGAAAGAGAUGAGCACCUGUGGCAUCGGCCAGAACCGGGUCCUCCCAGAAGCCCAGGAAAACAAUGUGAAGAAACUGCUACCACGCCCUCUGUCUAGGGUGAAUGGCUGGUCACCACCCCUCCACUCCUUUCAGGCAAUAUCCUGGACCACCUACCUGGCCAUGUCCAUUGUCACCUUUGGGAUCUUCAUCCCCUUUCUGCCAACUAGCUGGAAAUAUGCUGCCAAUGCUGUGAUGGGUGGGGUGUUCAUGUUCCACCUCGUCGUGCACUUGAUCGCAAUUACCAUCGACCCAGCUGACACCAAUGUCCGACUCAAAAAGGACUACUUGGAGCCUGUGCCGACCUUCGACCGGUCCAAACACGCACAUGUGAUUCAGAACCAGUAUUGCCACCUGUGUGAGGUUACCGUGAGCAAAAAAGCCAAACAUUGCAGCUCCUGCAACAAAUGUGUCUCUGGCUUUGACCACCACUGCAAAUGGCUGAACAACUGUGUGGGCAAAAGAAACUACUGGUUCUUCUUCUUCUCUGUGGCCUCAGCUGCAUUCGGGCUUCUUGGUGUGUUGAUUAUCUUGUUGUACAUCUUCAUCCAGUACUUUGUCAACCCCAAUGGGCUUCGCAUGGAUCCUCUAUAUAAAGGUGCUGCAGUUUGGAUAGGUGCUGGAUGGACAUGUCUCUCUGUCUUCAUAGAGAUCAGCUCUGAGAACACAUGGCUGCUGUUCCUCUCACUGUCUCCUGUGCCUGUGAAGACCCCCGUGGUCCUUUCCAUCGCGGCGAUGGUGCUGCUGCUAGCCAUUGCCAGCUUUGUGCUGCUCGGGCACCUGCUUGUCUUCCACUUCUACCUGAUUUCUAAGAAACUGAGCACAUUUGACUACAUGAUGCAGACCCGAUUCCAGAAGAGUCCACGCCCAGCAGAGAAGAAAGAGCUACCUCCUCGGAAGAAGGGGAACGUUUCCCAGGAAAAGAGUAACAACUUGACUUGGCCUACGUCCCCAACCAGGCCCAGGGUGGAGCCCCAGAGGCUCCUGCUGUCUACUCUUUCGCCACAGUCAAAUGAGUGUUUCAUGGCUCCAGCUCCCAAGACCCCACCACAGUGAAGGCUAGUGGCAAGGAUGAGCCCUCUCUCGCAGUGGAAGUAUCAAGGCGUCAGCCCGAGAUCAUGAGGAGACCGUCUACUCUGUGGUGCAAGCUGCUGCUGAGCCGUGAUCUUCAGUAGAAUAUGUGUAUUAUGUGUAUUUUGGACUUAAGAUAUUUUCAAUUUAUGAUGAGUUCCUCAGAAUGCAAACCCCGUUGUCAUUCAAGAAUCAUCUACAUAGAAGAAUGUUAGCAAUGAUAGAGUCUAGGUGUUAAGUACAUAUGCAUUUUCACUUUCAAAUUUUCUAGAUGUUUGAAAAUUUUCACAAUAAAAUGUUGAGGUAUGACUUGGUAAAAGUAAA